Drosophila hydei is the source of this 3144-nucleotide messenger RNA. RefSeq names its product long-chain-fatty-acid--CoA ligase 3 (gene Acsl). Gene Ontology annotation, biological process: long-chain fatty acid metabolic process; long-chain fatty-acyl-CoA metabolic process; neuron differentiation. Gene Ontology annotation, cellular component: lipid droplet; plasma membrane; endoplasmic reticulum. NCBI's taxonomy places the organism in Eukaryota, Metazoa, Arthropoda, Insecta, Diptera, Drosophilidae. The transcript has 10 exons. The record is from RefSeq and is a predicted model, not a curated record. The coding region runs from base 503 to 2692 and encodes 729 amino acids. Gene Ontology annotation, molecular function: palmitoyl-CoA ligase activity.
CGCGCCGCGUGUUUGUAACAGUAAAAACCGCUGCAUCUUCUAAAUCGAAUACUCUAAAUAGUACAUAAUAUUAUUAAGUUAUUCAAUUACGGAAUAAAUCAAGUGCAACUGCAUGCGCUGCAGAAGCAAGCAAAAAUAAAGCAACUGAACCGCAAAAGUGAGAGAGUAACUGCAAACAGAUUCGCCUGUGUGCGUGAGUGAGUGGUCCGAAUCAGUCGGUGAAAAUAAUCGUGGCAAAAGCAAAAGCGACGGCGACAUUUUAUACACGUAUCAGAAGCAAACUCAACGUGUUUUGAGAACGUUGUACUGGACGCGUUGUGGCUAUCGCAUAUAUAUGUACAUAUAUCUUCAUAAGCAUACAUACAAACAUAAGAAGUUUGAGUGAUCAUAUACGUACAUACAUACCUAUGUAUGUAGAUGCGGGCGCGAAAUUAAGACGCAUACUAAAAUUUUUAAAACGCAAUUGAAAGCACAACGUCGUUAACUUUAAAGCUUUGUCAGAAUGGAUAGCUUCUGGGUGCAGAGUGCACUGGGCGCCAUCAAGGCGCUGGCGUUUGUCUAUGAUAUAAUCACGCUGCCGGUCUACUUGGUAAUGCAGGCACCAUGGAAACGUCGACAGGACUCAAGGCGUGUAAAGGCCACGCUCAUAAACAAGAAAUUAUUGGUCGAUGAGCCCUCCAAAUACAGCGCGGAUGACAUUGAGGCCAAGAUAAUCAAGAAUGACGAAACCGAGCUGACUUACCGCACCACGGAGCCGCCGCGCGAGGUGCAUGUGAAAAUGCUGCAGGAGAACAUUGAUACGCUGGAAAAGGUGUUCAACUAUGUGGCCAAGACACACUCGACCAAACGCUGCCUGGGCACUCGUCAGAUACUUAGCGAAGAAGACGAAACACAGCCAAACGGACGCGUCUUCAAAAAGUAUAACAUGGGCGACUACGAGUGGAAGAACUUCAUCGAGGCGGAGCGUAUGGCAGCGAGCUUUGGACGUGGACUGCGCGAACUUGGCCAGGCACCACGAGAAAAUAUUGUUAUCUUUGCUGAGACUCGCGCCGAGUGGUUGAUAGCAGCCCACGGAUGCUUUAAGCAGGCCAUGUCCAUCGUUACCGUCUAUGCUACGCUUGGCGAUGAUGGUGUGGCUCACUGCAUAAGCGAAACUGAAGUUACAACUGUUAUCACCUCGCACGAUCUGUUACCAAAGUUUAAGACUCUGCUGGACAAAUGCCCCAAGGUGAACACCAUCAUCUACAUGGAGGAUCAACUGCAUAAGACCGAAACGACUGGAUUUAAGAGUGGAGUCAAAAUACUGCCGUUUGCUCAAGUUGUUAAAAUCGGAAACGAUAGCAAAUUUGAGAACGUGCCACCGAAGGGCGAGGACACUGCCAUCAUUAUGUACACUUCCGGCUCAACGGGCACCCCGAAAGGUGUUCUGCUGUCGCACAAGAAUUGCAUUGCCACAAUGAAGGGCUUCUGCGACAUGGUCACAAUUUACCCGGAAGAUGUUCUGAUUGGCUUUUUGCCGCUGGCGCAUGUGUUUGAGCUGGUGGCGGAGAGUGUUUGCCUGAUGACUGGCAUCUCAAUUGGUUACUCAACACCGCUGACGCUUAUCGACACAAGUAGCAAGAUUAAGCGUGGCUGCAAGGGUGACGCUUCAGUGCUGAAGCCCACAUGCAUGACAUCAGUGCCGUUGAUACUGGAUCGCAUCUCUAAGGGCAUCAACGACAAGGUCAAUUCCGGCUCAGCAUUCAGAAAGGCGCUAUUUAAAUUCCUCUACCAGUACAAAGUCAAAUGGAUACAGCGCGGAUAUCGGACGCCGUUAAUUGACAAAUUGGUCUUUGAGAAGGUCGCCAAGCUGAUGGGCGGCAAGGUGCGCAUUAUCAUGUCUGGCGGUGCGCCGCUUUCGGCCGACACACACGAACAGAUUAAGACUUGCCUGUGUGUUGAUCUAAUACAAGGCUAUGGACUGACAGAGACCACAUCUGGUGCUACAGUGAUGGACGCCCGAGACAUGACCUACGGCCGCACUGGAGGACCCUUGACUGUUUGCGACAUUCGGUUGGUUAACUGGGAAGAGGGCAAUUACCGUGUUACCAACAAACCCUAUCCACAGGGCGAAGUAGUGAUUGGGGGCGAUUGUGUGUCACAAGGUUACUACAAGCUGCCUGGAAAAACCAAUGAGGACUUUUUUGAGGAAGACGGACGUCGUUGGUUCAAAACCGGCGACAUUGGCGAAGUGCAAACCGAUGGCGUACUUAAGAUAAUUGAUCGUAAGAAGGAUUUGGUUAAGCUUCAGGCUGGUGAAUAUGUUUCCCUGGGCAAAGUCGAAUCAGAGUUAAAGACAUGUGGCAUUAUUGAGAACAUUUGUGUCUAUGGUGAUCCAACAAAACAAUUUACCGUCGCGCUGGUCGUGCCGAAUCAGAAACAUCUUGAAGAGUUGGCCGAACGGAAUGGACUAAAGAACAAAACGUUCGAGGAGUUGUGCUCAUCAAAAAUCAUGGAAAAGGCCAUACUCAAGGAAAUAAGCGAACAUGCGCGGAAAUGCAAAUUGCAGAAAUACGAGGUGCCUGCCGCUAUUACAUUGUGUAAGGAAGUUUGGUCGCCAGAUAUGGGUUUAGUGACGGCUGCUUUUAAACUGAAGCGCAAGGACAUACAGGACAAAUAUCAGCACGACAUCAAUCGCAUGUACGCUUCAUGAAAGUCAAUGUACUGAAGAACAGGAGCAGCAGUGAAGCUAAUUGUGUACUAAAUAUAACAAUUGUUUUAGUAUAGCUCAAAAGAAAACAUGCGUUAUUAAAAACCAAACUAGCUUAAGUACUAAAAGAUCUAAAAACCAAAUAGGCACACAUCAACAGCUUCGCCUGUAAAGAAAAAAUUUGUAUUAAGAAAUUGGUUGAUUUUAUGUGCUAUUCUUUGCUUUUCUAUAUUAUAAUAUAAAUAAAACUAUGUAUCGAGUUUUUAGACAUAUGUAGCUUGGUUUGGUUACCUUUGUUUUGUACCAUGCUGUUGAUGUUGAUGAUGAUGAUGAUGAUGAUGAUAAUGAUAAUGAUUACGAAUGAAUGACAAUGAAUAGUGAAACACAAAUGAUAAAACGGUUACAAUUGAUGUACAGUUUUUGGUUUUUAGUACACUUUUGUGGCAAGUGGAAAA